Messenger RNA from Pseudoliparis swirei, 9571 nucleotides. RefSeq names its product attractin (gene atrn). Gene Ontology annotation, molecular function: protein binding. NCBI's taxonomy places the organism in Eukaryota, Metazoa, Chordata, Actinopteri, Perciformes, Liparidae. Gene Ontology annotation, cellular component: Golgi apparatus. The coding region runs from base 301 to 4428 and encodes 1375 amino acids. The transcript is spliced from 29 exons. The record is from RefSeq and is a predicted model, not a curated record.
CCCCCGGUUGCGCAUUUCCGCUGCCAUGACGUCACUUCUGGAUGUCAAUAUGCGGCUCGGUGCGGCGCUGGGAAACGGAACCACUGGAAAGAUGUAAACCGAGUACCCAGCGAAGACGAGCCUCAACGCAGACACCGAACCGCAACGCGGGACGAGAACCCGCACCGGGCGUCCGUUAAACCGCGAACCGCGCACCGAACCGGCAGCUCGGUGAGUCGCCGUCUCCCCGCGAAGCAGCGGCAGCGGCAGCGGCGGCGGAGCGCGUUUGCCUCGAAGCAGCCAUCUUUUCGGUGAGGAGAAAUGUACGGGGCGCCGCGGCGGGCCUGCUCCGGCUCCGGCUCCGGGGGUCGCGUCCGGAGCCUCCUGAUGCUGACGACCGCGCUCCUGCUCUCGGCCGCCGGGCUGCUCUCCGCGCUGCCCGGCGUCACCGAGGCGAAGGAGUGCGACAAGCCGUGCGUGAACGGGCAGUGCAACGCCGCCACCGGCAGCUGCGCGUGCCUCCCCGGCUGGGUCGGGGACCAAUGCCAGCACUGCGGAGGGAGAUUCAGGUUGACGGGGCCCUCUGGUCAGCUGACCGACGGGCCGGGAAACUACAAGUACAAAACCAAGUGCACCUGGCUGAUCGAGGGACAGCCCAACACAAUCCUCCGGCUGCAGUUCAACCACUUUGCCACCGAGUGCAGCUGGGACCACCUCUACGUGUUCGAUGGAGACUCCAUCUACGCCCCUCUGCUCGCCGCCUUCAGCGGUCUGAUUGUUCCCGAGCGUUACGGGAACGAGACGGUUCCCGAGGUGGUGUCUCAGUCCGGCUACGCCCUGCUGCACUUCUUCAGCGACGCCGCCUACAACCUGACCGGCUUCAACAUUUCCUACAGGGUGAACACAUGUCCCAACAACUGCUCGGGCCACGGCGAGUGCCGCGCGAGGAACUCCACCGGCUCGGUGCACUGCGAGUGCGAGAGCAACUGGAAGGGCGGAGCCUGCGACGUCCCCUACUGCACGGCCGACUGCGGCUACCCCGACCGAGGCCGCUGCCGGGACAAGAGCUGCGUCUGCGAGGCCGGGUGGCAAGGUCCAGACUGCCUCGUCUCGGUGCCGGCCAACUCGUCCUUCUGGGGCCGGGAGGAGUACACCGAGGCCGGGCUGGCGAGGGUUUCCCACAAGGCCGUGGUGGAGCAGGGCGUCAUGUGGGUCAUCGGAGGCUACGUCUUCAACGCCUCCGACUAUCACAUGGUCAAAGCGUAUAACCUCAGCAGCAGGAGCUGGCUGACCCUCGAGCCCUCCGUCCACACCGUCACGCCGCGAUACGGCCACUCGCUGGCUCUCCACGAGGGUAAAAUCUACAUGUACGGAGGAAAGAUCGACUCCACGGGAAACGUGUCCAGCCAGCUGUGGGUCUUCCACAUCCAGAACCAGACCUGGGUCCUCCUGAGCCCCCGGGUCAAGGACCAGUACGCCGUGGUGGGGCACUCGGCCCACAUCGUGACCCCCCUCCAGGACGCGGACGGAGACGGCCCCGUCAUGCUGGUGAUGUUCGGGCACUGCCCCCUGUACGGCUACAUCAGCCAGGUGCAGGAGUACAACAUCGGCAAGAACACGUGGAGCAUGGCGAGCACGGACGGCGCUCUGGUCCAGGGCGGCUACGGCCACAGCAGCGUGUUCGACCCCGGCACCAGAGGCGUCUACAUCCACGGCGGCUACAAGGCCUUCAGCGCCAACAAGUACGGCCUCGCCGGAGACCUGUACAAGUUCGACGUGGACAAGAGGAAGUGGACCAUUCUGCGAGACAGCGGCUUCUUCCGGUACCUCCACACGGCGGUGAUCGUGAGCGGGGCGAUGCUGGUGUUUGGAGGAAACACGCACAACGACACGUCCAUGAGCCACGGCGCCAAGUGCUUCUCCUCCGACUUCCUCGCCUACAGUCUGGCGUGCGACGAGUGGACGGCGCUGCCCCGGCCGGACCUCUACCACGACGUCAACCGCUUCGGGCACUCGGCGGUCUUCAGUGACAGCGCCAUGUUUGCGUUCGGCGGCUUCAACAGCCUGCUGCUCAGCGACGUCCUGGUGUACACGUCGCCCAGCUGCGCGGCCUUCUCCGGCCCGGAGUCCUGCAGCCAGGCCUGGCCGGGGAUCCACUGCGUCUGGAACGGCACCCGAGGGACCUGCCUGCCCUGGGAGGGCGACGGGGGCGAGCAGCAGCAGCUCCCGGCCUCCUGCAACAGCCGAUCGUAUGCUGACGAGCGCUGUGAACAGUACACCGACUGCUACAGCUGCACGGCCAACACCAACGGCUGCCAGUGGUGCUCCAGCCAGUGUCUGUCUCUGGGAAGCAACUGCACUUCUGCCACGGGGGCCAUAGGGGAGUACGACGUUUGCCCCAAGGACAACCCGUCGUACGUGUGCAACAAGAAAACCAGCUGCAAGAGCUGCGCUGUGGACCAGAACUGUCAGUGGGAACCUCGCAACCAGGAGUGCAUCUCACUGCCAGAGAACGUGUGCGGGGAAAGCUGGCACCUGGUGGGAAACUCGUGUCUGAAGUUCCUCACGGCGAAGGACUCGUACGACAACGCCAAGCUGGCCUGCAGGAGCCACAACGCCGUCCUGGCCUCGCUCACCACGCAGAAGGAGGUGGACUUUGUCCUCAAGGAGCUGCAGAUGAUGAGCGUGGCGUACAAGUCCACCGUGACGCCGUGGGUGGGGCUCAGGAAAAUCAACGUGUCGUACUGGUGCUGGGAGGACAUGUCGCCCUUCACCAACACCACCCUGCAGUGGCUCCCCGGGGAGCCCAGCGACGCCGGCUUCUGCGGCUACCUGGCCGAGCCGGCGUCCAGCGGACUGAAGGCCCAGACCUGCAUCAACCCGGUGAACGGCAGCCUGUGCGAACGGCCAGCCAAUCACAGCGCCAAGCAGUGCCGGACGGCGUGCGCCAUGAGAGCCACCUGCAGCGAAUGCACCAGCAGCAGCUCGGAGUGCAUGUGGUGCAGCAACAUGAAGCAGUGCGUGGACUCCAAUGCCUACGUGGCCUCCUUCCCCUUCGGCCAGUGCAUGGAGUGGUACACCAUGAACAGCUGUCCACCGGAGAACUGCUCCGGCUACCGGACGUGCGGCCAGUGUCUGGACCAGCCGGGCUGCGGUUGGUGCACCGACCCCAGCAACACGGGCCGAGGUCAGUGCAUCGAGGGCUCGUACCGCGGGCCCUUCCAGACCUCGGUGCCGGCGCCGUCCACCCUCCCCGGCCUGCCCGCCGGCCCGCAGCCCGCCCUCAACGCCAGCAUGUGCCCCAGCGAAGCCAAGUACAACUGGUCCUUCAUCCACUGCCCAGCCUGUCAGUGCAACGGGCACAGCCAGUGCGUCAACGAGAGCGCGUGCGAGAAGUGCGAGGACCUGACGACCGGCCGACACUGCGAGAGCUGCAUCUCCGGCUUCUACGGAGAUCCGACCAACGGGGGCAGCUGCCAGCCCUGCAAGUGCAACGGCCAUGCCAGCAUGUGCAACCCCAACAACGGGAAGUGCUUCUGCACCACGAAGGGCAUCAAAGGAGAUCGCUGCCACCUGUGUGAAGUCGAGAAUCGUUACCAAGGCAACCCCCUCAAAGGAACAUGCUACUACACGCUCCUCAUCGACUACCAGUUCACCUUCAGCCUGUCGCAGGAGGACGACCGCUACUACACCGCCAUCAACUUCGUGGCCACACCUGAGGAGCCAAACCGCGAUCUGGACAUGUUCAUAAACGCUUCGAAGAACUUCAACCUGAACAUAACCUGGGCCACGAGCUUCACCGCAGGCACUCAGUCCGGCGAGGAGAUCCCCAUCGUCUCCCGGAGCAGCAUCAAGGAGUUCAAAGACAGCUUCUCCAACGAGAACUUUGACUUCCGCAACAGCCCAAACAUCACCUUCUUCGUCUACGUCAGCAACUUCACGUGGCCCAUUAAGAUCCAAAUCGCCUUCUCGCAGCACAGUAACUUCAUGGACCUGGUGCAGUUCUUUGUCACGUUCUUCAGCUGCUUCCUGUCGCUGCUCCUCGUGGCCGCCGUGGUCUGGAAGAUCAAACAGAGCUGCUGGGCGUCACGGCGACGAGAGCAACUGCUGAGGGAGAUGCAACAGAUGGCCAGCCGGCCUUUCGCCACCAUCAACGUCGCCCUGGAGACGGAGGACGAGCCGCCUGACCUGAUAGGAGGAAAUGUCAAGUCCGUCCCGAAGCCCAUCGCCCUGGAGCCGUGCUUCGGCAACAAAGCCGCCGUGCUGUCCAUCUUCGUGCGGUUACCCAGAGGCACCGGCGGCAUCCCUCCCCCAGGACAGUCCGGUCUGGCGGUGGCCAGCGCGCUGGUGGACGUGUCCCAGCAGAUGUGUUCGGGCUACAAGGAGAAGUUCGGAGGCCUGAGGAACCGCAAGCAGCAGCCGGCCGCACAGCCGUCCACCUGCAUCUGACCGCGCCCACCCGGCCUCCUCCGACGCCCCCCCGCCGCCACCCGCCGCUCUCCCAUCAGCCCCCCCCCCCCCCGCCGCUUUGGCCCCCUCCCGCCCAGCUCCGCUACUGCAGGGAGAGGUGCAUGCUGGGGGGGGGGGGGGGGGGGGGGUGUAGCAGGACUGGAAGAUUUUGCAGGCGAGGGUGCCGAGUCGUUCGGCGGGCUGGCGCCUCCGUGGGGCUUCCCCUCCCCCUCCUCCGACGAGGAACUCUGGGUCCCCCGCGAAACCGAACGACUGGAACUGGACGACACAAAGAGGGAGGAGGGGACCGAGCGGGCGCCGACUUCACCCCUUGCCCCUCGAAAAGAAAAAGAAAAAAACAUUUUACAUUUGUCGACACCGCCUCGUUGGAGUCGAGGCGGCCGCGGCUCGCUGCUACAAGAGAAGCCUCGUCUCGUAGGGUUUUUCUAAAAGAGACUUUGCAACCUUCGUUUUACUUAACUUAUUGUCUGGGGGAGGGGGGGGGGGGGUUGUUGUUGUUGUUGUGUUUUUUUUGGUAUUGUUUUACUUUGAAGGCAAGAACAAAAUUGGACACGUUUAGCUGCACACGCACACACACACACACAAAACACACACUUCCAAAAAGCAACUUUCCAGGCCCUUGUACCCACUAGCUGCCCGUUGUCGCCCGCCGUCAGCUCGGCCCUGAGGGCCUCCGUCACCGGGCCGGACGGCGUGUUCAGUCCUCCGUUAACGAGGCUCUCCCGCAGGAGGCCGGCCGAGCGGCCGACGCCCGCCUGAAGGAUCCGUGACGCUUCUCAUCGGCCUCCGUGGCUCCGCCCCCCAUCCCUUCUUCUUUGUCUCUCUCCUUCUGCGGGACCAUCUGGCCCGCGGUCACCUCCCCAGCCUCCGGCGGCGCGGGUACCAAACAAGACCAAAGCGACACCUCGCCCCACGCCGGCUGGCCGGCCGGCGCCGAUUGAAACCGUUCCAGCUCAUUUACACCUCGAGUCCAAACGGGGGGCCGGCGGCUGAACACACACAGGUGCGCUGGCAUCGGCUCCCACAACCCCCCCCCCCCUCAUGUUUAACGAUCGGCCCUUUUGGCAGCGACGCAGAAAAAACCCCGGCUUCCUAUCGAUCGCCCGAUUGACUGAAGUGAUUAGGCCGAUCUGCGCGACGGGCGCCGGGGCGACAGUUCGCCGUCCUGUGUGACCGGCGCCCAAAUCCAUCGCCUCUAAUUGCUGCUCCCAGGGUUUCCGAGCGCAACGCUCGCCAGAAAAUCCCAUCGCCGUCCGCCCGCCGUUCGACGCCGAUCGCUCCGCGUCCCCGAGCGAUCUACAGCCGCCCCAAUUAGCCGCGGUGACGCUUCACGCCGAUACGGCGGCGCUCUUUUUUUUCUUCCGACGCCGGCGUGUUAAACUGAACCCGCUCUGGACAUGAAGCGCGUGCAGAAAAGCGAGGAGCCCAUGACGCACGCCUUUUCAAUCGGCCGCAUCUCUUGGAAGAUGUCGAGAACGGAUUUGAAAGAAGAAAAGAGACGAGCGUCGAUCGCUUUUAUCUUCAAAUUGCCUCUCAAAAUGAUCCUGUCGCUCGGCGUACUCUGUACGUUGCUCUCAGACGGCCCUUUUUCUAUUUCCCCCGUUCCUUUUCGGAGCUGCUCGACCGGCGCUUUUAACAGUCCUGAUCUGAAAUCGCUGGUCCAUUUUUAAAGAAACACUACUUCUGGGGGUAAAUGAGGGAAAACACAGUGGAAAAACAGGAGGGAAAAAUGAGAAACUCGAGCUGCUAUGGCGAAAGCGUUUGGUAAAAGUCGUCGCUGCAAAAUCUACGUUUCACAGUAAAACAUCUGCAGGUCUUUGACUGAAGGCGGUGGGCACCCACCGAUGUAGAAAACAUGUUUGCCUCCCAAAGUUAUUAGCUUUCCCUCGCCGAGGUCCAGGAAUAGAACUGUUUGACAACUCGCCUUCUGCCCUCAAGAAUGCGUCAUAUUUCAGUUCCAGGCUUCAGCGGGAAAAGGUCAGAGCAGAAAGCAUUAAGGAAGUCGACAUUCUGUAAUUGUAGAGAGCUGGACGUGCUCACGAGUCCAGUCGGCAACCCCGGCGAGGAGUCAGCCCUUCACUUCCAGUCUUCAUCAUCAGGGUCGUGGUUUUGCUCAUUCCUCAGCCCUCGUUUAGCCGCGAGGCGUUCAGGGAACGUUCCGGGACGCGCGAGACCGCGUGGCGCAAGCAGGGCAGGGACAUACUGGAACAGAAGUGGUUCCACUUUUAACCCUCCUCUUACCUUUGGGGUCAAUUUGACCCCAUUUAAUGUUUAACGUCUCUAAAAACAUGAUUGACAUUUUUUUUUUUUGCUUCAUAUUUCAUGACUUUUCCUAAUUUAUUGGGAACAACUGGGAAAACCUCAAAUUCACAUGAUAUGUUUUCAAUGUCCUGUACACAACUUAUACAUUUGUAAAUUUGACCCCAGGUGUAAAACAUAUAAGAAAUAUCAACUUUUUUAUUUAGAGAAAGGGCUAUUUAGGUAGUCAACAAACAAACAAACAUAAAGUGACACUUAAACUUGGGAAACAAUAUUCACUUUAAUACUUUUCUGGAGGUUUUAAUUGCUGUGGUAAAAUUGACCCCGAGGGUAAAAUAUGUUAGUAAAUUUGAAGGUAACAGGAGAUUAAAAACACAUUUUGGUCAAACUUUUUUUUCCAAAUUUUUUUCCAAUUUAUUUUUCCUUCUCGUUUCAACCUGCUUGGCAAAGUGUGCGCGGUUCAACUCGCGGGACGCCCACAUCCAGUAAACACGGCGAGCUGCUUCCGAAGCAAAAGUACUAAAUUAUUCGGAGUGAGAAAAAGAACGUACCCCGAGAAGCGAGCAAACGUGACCUGCGAGGUCACGUGACUCGACCCGCACGACGGCGCCGUCCUCCGCAGCAUCGGCACACCCUGAGGAGCAGACAUCUCGGAUAUAGAUAUUUUUGUUUUCUCUCCAUCUAAACAAACAAAGAACACCUUCAGAUGAAUAACAUCAGGGCAUUCAGUGGUUAGGCUAUUCAGUGCAACUUUCAUUUAGUUUCACGCGAUGCAAAAAUCUCAUUUUAGCAAAGAAGCUCUUCAUAUAAUCGACGGUGAAUUAAAAUGUACUGGAGUUAUAAUCUCACAAAGAUUGUUUUAGUUUUAGGCCUCUACUUUAUUUUUUAUUUUUGAAUGAAUGUAAAAUGAAAUCUUGCCUGUGCAGCCCAGGUACGUAUUUUAACUGUCGUCCCAGCAGCCGGCUGUCGUCUGUCCCUCACACAGGUCAACACAGACAGCACACUGACCCAGGGGUCACGGGGUCACGGGGUCGCGUCAUGGAAGCCCGUUUGUCUUGUUCUUGGAGGGCGUGAGGUGCCCAGAGCGGCGCUCGCCACCAUCUUUUGUUUAUCCGCUUGAUGGUUCAGACGAACAGACUCUGAGUCUGACGUCCACCGAUCCAUCCGUGUUUUCACCUCCGUGGUUUGAUUCAUUUAACGCAGAUUACUUGUUUUAUUUAUUGGUCCUUUGCGGCCAGUCUCGGUCUCGCCCUCUUUUUCUUUUCUUUAUUUUGUAAUCACGACUUUGGCAGAAUGAUGAAAACAUUUUCCGACUGUUAUUCGUGACGUUUCACCCCCCGGUUCUCCCACACAGGCGUUUUCAUUUAUUUGUAGCUGAUAAGACGGCUUUUUUUCAGACGUGCGGGCAUCUACACACACACACACACACACACACACACACACACACACACUGCUUUAUUGACAUCGCCCUCGCUCUCCUUUUACUUUGGUUACACCUGGUAGGGUGGGACUAAAUCAGGCCUCGAUGGUUGAGCUGGACAUGGCCUAAAAAUCGAAAUCACGAUAAAUAUAAAGUCCAGCUCGAUAGAUAGACCCAUAAGCGCCCCCCCCCCCCCCCCCCAAACAAACACACACACCUUAAUUACAACCAACUUAGCAGAAACAUCUUCGUGUCGCAGCCGUUAGAAAUGCAAAUCGCGGAGCGAGCGGAGCUCUGUUCGCAGUCAGCGCUCCACACACUGCGGGUCGGACUCGUGGAAGCAGAGUCGGCCGCGGCGAGCCGCCGGAAGAACUCCCAACGCGCGACGCUCGUGGUCGCUCUCGGCUCGGAUCGGUCCGGGUGAUUAGAAUUUAAUGUAAAAUGCACUUUCCCCCCCCCCCCCCCCCGAGCUGCACCGGUCCCAUCGCUCCCGACUCGGACCCCGGAGAAACGGAAACUCUUAAGAGCACAAUGCGAAACCUCUCGCCCCGUCCCGAGAGAGCAGGCCUCCCGAAGGGUCAAUCGUUUGACCCCUCAAAGCCCGGUCCGGUCGGUACACACGAACUGAACUGGCGUUUGCGGUUCUGGACUCGUGGGUUCCUGCAGAUUCCCCCCUCGCCACCGUGGGAAGCGGUGAAUAUCUGAGCGGGCCUGCGGAGGUUUGCAAAGGGAGCCGUGUAGGAACCCCGAGCAGAGUCCGCCUUGCAGCCGCUUCACCCGCGAAACGCUCGUCAGGUUUGUACCUUGAGCGAGAGGAGCGACUCCCUCGGUCGCCCGCUUUCCAAGCCUCGGACUCGAUCGGGCGACAUCUCUACGGUGGCCUUAUUUCGUCUUAUUAAAACUCUGUAUUAACUGGUAGAAAUGUACAGCAAAUGCAUAUUUAUAAAAGAGUGAUUACUUACUGGAAAUCGUCCUCGUGUUCAUGAAAGAAGCAGUUUUUUUUCUUCUCAAACACUGGCAGCAUUAAUAUGUCGAAUCUAAAAUGCUUUAAAACACGAGUUCGAGCGUCGGAAUAAGGUCCUCGUAAAAGCGGGCGUCUUUGUAUAGUGGCAUUACAUACACUGAGGAAGUAGUUUGUUAAUAUGUAUAAUUUAGCAGUUGCUUUUUUGUGUGUAAAUAAUGAGAAAGUAUUGUGAAUGACGUCUGUUGAAUGGUUUUAAGAGAAAAUCAUUGAACGCGAACCUCUCCGGGCUUUUAUAAAUGUGACGGCAGUACGCGGCAUAUUUUGUAUGUGAGGCGGCAGUUUAAAGACGAACAAGCAUUACUAGAAGCUGAUGAAACUACAUGUACGACUCGAGGAUGAUAGUAAACUGAACUUGUAAUUACUGAUGUACAUAAAAGAAUGACAGAACAUUUUUGUCUAUGAUUAAAUGUAAAAAUCCA